ACUUGACGUGGGAAUAGCUAGCUCGGAUUUGACGAUUUCCGUCGUCCCGUCGUUUUCUUCGUCUUCUAGCUUUAGGAAACGAGAUGUGUAUGUGCCUGUUUGCCGACUCUGUGUCCGCAGAGCCAACUUGAAGUGGACGCCCCUGCGCUUUUCUUUUAACGGGUCUGUCAGUCACCGAGAGGCCUCAAGAUGAGUGACGUCCUGGACAUUCUGGACGUGGAGCGUCCUAACACUCCAGAAGUCAGCAAGGAGAGCAUCCUAGGCACAGAUGCUCGGAAGAACAAGCUUAUGCAGAAGCGGAAGCUCAUCGAGGCCACCUUCAAGCGACCCGAAGGGAUGCACCGGGAGCUAUACGCCCUGCUUUUCUCCGACGCUCGAGACAACCCACCCCUGCUGCCAACUGACAGCAGUCAGGGCUACAAGCGCAACAAAGCCAAGCUGGGAAUACGACGUGUCCGUCCAUGGCGCUGGAUGCCAUUUAACAACCCGGCUCGCAAGGAUGGUGUGAUGCUGAGCCACUGGCGAAGGCUGGCUGAUGAAGGCAAGGAGUACCCCUUUGCCAAGUUCAACAAGCAGGUACCAGUGCCGACCUACACGGAAGCCGAGUACCAGCAGCAUCUGGCAAGUGCGCAGUGGAGUCGGGCCGAGACGGACCACCUGCUGGAGCUGUGCCGACGCUUCGAUCAGCGUUUCCUGAUCGUUAAGGACCGUUGGGACACAGGACGCUUCCCAACGGGACGCUCUGUGGAAGACCUCAAGGAGCGGUACUACGGCAUUUGCCAGACCCUGGCCCGCGUCAGGGCUCCCCCGGGACAAGAACCCAAAGGGCGCGCCUUCGAUGCCGACCACGAACGCCGCCGCAAGGAACAGUUGCUGAAGCUGUAUGAUCGCACUACGGAGCAGGUUGAGGAGGAGCAGACGCUGUUGGGAGAGUUGCGCAAGAUUGAGCUACGCAAGAAGGAGCGCGAAAAGAAGACGCAAGACCUGCAGAAGCUCAUCACGGCAGCCGACAACAGUGCAGAAGCACGACGUGUCGAGCGCAAGGGCCCCAAGAAAAAGCUCAACAUCCAGAAGAGCAGUCGCACCGAGCCGGGGGCGGUGGAGUCGGCAGGCAUUCGGUUUCCGGACUUCAAGGCCUGUGGUGUGUCCCUACGAAGCCACAGGAUGAAGCUGCCAGCUUCAGUGGGCCAGAAGAAGACAAAGGCCAUUGAACAGCUGCUCCAGGAACUGGGUGUUGAGCUGAAUCCAACGCCAUCUGAAGAGGUGUGCCAGCACUUCAAUGAGCUGCGCAGCGACAUGGUGCUCUUGUACGAGCUCAAACUCGCUCUGGCUACGUGCGAGUACGAGCUGCAGACCCUGCGGCACCAGUUCGAGGUGCUGGCGCCCGAGCGAGCCGCCGCCACCGCGGCGGCCACGGGCGUUGCGGCGCUGACCAGCUCAUCGAGCGGCAUCGGAGCCAGCAUUGGCAGCACCAUCGGCGCCAGCGUGACCGAGCCUGGAGGAGGCUCCACCACUGAAACACCAAUGCGGGGUGGCAUUUCGGAGAUCCUUGACGUCGGCGCCACGCCCGGAACACCUAAUCGCAAGCGGAGGGCUGCCAUCGAGCAGAGCAACCUUUUAAAGAAAUUCAAGAAGGCCUGAGACCACAUUUCUCUCACCGGAUUGCUCAUUUGACACUCACAUUUUUCUCAGAGGGUCGCACAUCAUGACCAUGCAACAAAGAAUUCGGAAUAAACAUCUCACUCUACCUUAA
Molecule: messenger RNA, 1753 nt
Organism: Rhipicephalus sanguineus (brown dog tick)
Lineage: Eukaryota; Metazoa; Arthropoda; Arachnida; Ixodida; Ixodidae
Gene: DMAP1
Product: DNA methyltransferase 1-associated protein 1
Exons: 12
Coding region: 190-1641 (483 amino acids)
Biological process (GO): negative regulation of transcription by RNA polymerase II; chromatin remodeling; DNA repair
Cellular component (GO): nucleus; NuA4 histone acetyltransferase complex; Swr1 complex
Molecular function (GO): transcription corepressor activity
Source: RefSeq, a predicted model, not a curated record